Molecule: messenger RNA, 9305 nt
Organism: Glossina fuscipes
Lineage: Eukaryota; Metazoa; Arthropoda; Insecta; Diptera; Glossinidae
Product: protein dopey-1 homolog
Exons: 12
Coding region: 375-8891 (2838 amino acids)
Biological process (GO): Golgi to endosome transport
Cellular component (GO): endosome; trans-Golgi network
Source: RefSeq, a predicted model, not a curated record
CAAAUAUCGAAAAGAACGUAAAAGUUUUUAAACCUAGUUCACAAAGUGAAAAGUUGAAGAUUUUGAAAAAUAUAAAGGUUAUAAACAUCCAUAAAUUGAAGAUAUAUUUCUCAAGUGAAAGAAAAAUGAUGACGCUGAUAUGGAGCGAUAUUGAUAAUGAUAAUGAUUGAUACUCUACAAUUGCGACGAAAAUUGCAGUCGAUUAACAGCAUUUAUCCGAAAAAAAGUUCGAAAUUUUAAGCGUCUAUGAUUGUAGUAGAUGCAACAACAACAAAAAAAACCAGUAACGAGGGUUUUUGAUUAAAAAUAAAAACGACAAUCACAAUAACAAUAACAUAUUAUUUUGUGUAAACGGCAUCAGUCGAUCAGCCAUCAUGGAGACAUCUGACGUGUUGAUGGAGGAGAAAAGACUGAUGACCGAAGCUCGAUAUCGAACAUAUAUGUCAAAUAUUGAUAAGGCUUUAAAAAACUUCGAAUAUUCGAGUGAAUGGGCUGACUUAAUAUCAGCAUUGGGCAAAUUGAGCAAGGCAAUAUCAAGUAAUACUCAAUACCAAAUAAUACCUAGACGUAUAAAAAUAUCGAAACGUUUAGCCCAAUGCAUGCAUCCCGCACUCCCUUCGGGGGUACAUCUCAAGGCCCUAGAAACCUAUGCGGUAAUAUUUAGCAAAACAGGUCCAGAGCGGUUGGCUACCGAAUUAUUCAUUUAUAGCGCUGGUCUUUUCCCUUUAUUGGGCUACGCUGCCAUGAAUGUACGCCCGACUCUUUUGGGCAUUUAUGAGACUUACUUUGUCCCGUUAGGUGAGAAACUUCGACCAGCAUUAAGUGGCUUUUUGAGCGGUGUUUUGCCCGGUUAUGAAAGUGGUUUGGAUCAUUUCGAACGCACCAGCUCUUUACUUACCCAAGUUUGUACAGCGGUUAAUCCCACAAAUUUCUAUACCGUUUUGUGGGAAUGUGUAGCCACUAACGCGUCGGUACGUUUGCCAGCCAUUACUUAUCUUUUAGAGCAUUUUAAUAAACGCUCAGGCAUGCAAGAUCAAAAAUUUGUAAUGGGUCAUAAUCGUGAAGUUAUGAUGUCUGGAUUAUGCGCUUGCUUAAAUGAUACAGUAAUUCUCGUGCAACGUAAUACUUUAGAAUUCCUACUUUUGGGUUUUCCAAUGCAUACCAAGUUAUUAACCGAGAUCGAUUUAGUUAAAUUGGUCACUAAUGGUUUAAAUACUAUAUUAAGACGUGAUAUGUCCCUCAAUCGUCGUCUUUACUCAUGGAUAUUGGGAAGUGAAGUUGCGAAGAACUCCCCCAAUGAGACUUUGCCUUCCUUGCCGUCGACUGACGCCGAAAAUAAUUCAACGGAAGAAGUUAUAAUUGAAUCCUAUUUUGGGAAGUAUUCGCAAAGUAUAGUUAUAAAGGCUUUAAUAAAUACGUUAAAGUUUAGUUUGGAAAGUUCUCCGGUGGAUUUAAAACCAUAUCGCAUAAUGGUCUCUUUGCUCGACAAAGCAGAAAUAGGCAGUUCCGUAUUGGAUUUUGUACUGUGCGACAUAAUACGUACCAUGUCUCUUACUAGCGGUAACGUUGAAGUUAUCAAAUCGGCCAAUUUACUAUUUGCCACUUUUGAUCCAGCUUAUAUAUGGAGUUUUAUGACGAGCAUGUUUGAAAAAUCCUGCAAAAAGACUAUUGAUCUUGAGCCAAAUACCACAAAAAAGAAAAAAUCAUCGGCAUACUCUGCAAAUGUGGACCAGAAAUAUGAGUGUGCAGUGGGUUCUGGUGAUCCUAGUUUAACAGAAAUUUGCUAUUUAACGGAAUUUUUAUUGGAAACGAUAUCUUUGGAAAUGUACAACGAGACAACGCGGAUUUACUUACCUAAAGUUUUUCUAGCCAUUACGCAAAUGCUCACUAUACAUCAGGAGAACUUAACAAACGAUGAAAUCGCGGCUUCUCUUAAGCUGUGCAUGAAGAUUGUAUCGCGGGUACAACCGAUGAUAACAAGUCCUAUUAAGCUCAUGCCACGUUCUACGCAGACGCCAAAAGCUCUAGGUGAUGAAAAGAUGUCUUCGACAAAAUCUCAUGCUUUGCAUCAUAGUCUAAUGAACGGUGCUAAUAAUUUAGAGAAAAGUAAAUCUGAUUCAAAGUUGGAUCAGUUUGCUCAUCAUAAUAAUUUGCAAACCCCAUUGGCUUUGACCAAAGAAGAAGACAUAGUGAGACGCUCUAAUUCGAAUCAACAUAUAGAACGCAAGAGUCCCACGAAAAAGAAGAAAGCUAAGUCAUACUCUAAGUUAUCUGAGUUGGAUAAAGAGAUUUGCCCUGACACCGGCCAAGUAAUAGAUCAUCGGCAGUCGUCUUCAGAUCUAGAUACACCGUCUAGUAUAAAAAAAUUGAAAGCCAAAAGCAAGCAACCACGUUUGCGUAUGAGUCCCAAGAAAUCACGACCUCAAGAUUUGCGGAUAGUACAUAGUGAGACCAAUGUAAAAAUGCCCAUACAUUCCAAAAUUGAUACCAAUAUCACAGACACUCCAGAUGGCGAAUAUCAGGAUGACGAGCCAAAAAGUGCUCCCUUGGAAUAUAUCUCUAAGACACACGUAGAAGGUUUAAUAUUUCAAUAUCAGGACGUUAGUGAGCAAGGGAAACUUGAAAGUAUUGCUAAUUCCACUAGCAAUGUGGUAGAUUCCACUGGGUUUUCCAUUUUAGAGAAAUGCAUACGUCAAUACGAAAUAUUCUUUGAAGUCUAUCUCAGUUACAAAGUAUUGCAGAUAAGACCGCUUAACAACGACACUUGCGGUAGAAAAAAUUCGGCGAAGUUACAAAAGAAUAGGCAAGAAACCGUCGAUGAGAUGACAAAAAUUCCUAACGUUGAGAAUAUUUUUAAGAACGAAGAGGUUUAUGAGGACACAAAUCCACAUCGUUUGUUUGAUGUUGAUAAUCUCUUUGAAACCCUUCGGGUUUUAGUCGUAAAUCGUUCACGACAGUUGCAUUCGCUGUUAAAUCGUUCUUUGAGAAUUGAUUCAAUGAACGGUCUUUAUAGCGAAGGCACCGAUGGCAGUGAUAACAACGAAACGGAUGAUAACUACAUGGAACUGGAUGAGGAUACAAAAACGCGUCUACAGUCUUUACUAGAAUUGCAUUUAAGCCAAUCCUUAAGGAAUGCUAUAAAAUUAGCUGUAAAUUUAUUAGUAGAAAUGUCAACAUUUCCAAACUGCAAUAAAAAUAUAACAUUGGAUAAAGUGGAAAAGGAUGUGCCCAGUUGGUUAAAGGUUUUAUGCCUGAUGGCUUGCUAUACUGCGAAUGAUAAAGAAUUGCAAUUAGCGUCUAUUACUACAUUUUUCGAUUUGAUAAGUUUACUUAAAUCUCAAAUAGAACAUACCACCAGUCCUGGAGUAACUUUUGUGGUUAUGUUACCGCUCUUAAAAUUCGGUCAUGUCCAUUAUAUUGAACGGCAUACAAGAGUGUUUCAGUUACUUACAUCUACGCUUUGGAAUUAUUUAGGAGAGCCGAAUAUAGAUGCUUCUCAAAUCUGCGCUUUGCUUUACCAGUUGCAUAAUUGUCUGGAGAGCGGGCUAGUCGAACGUAUCAUUGACAAUCGUAUGUUUGCGAAGGCAAUGCAUCAACAUUUUUCGGCUGCCUAUGAUGCGAUGGACUAUCAAAAUCCUAAUAAUCGUCAACGUAUCCAUAAAAAUUCACAUGCGACUGCUUUGGAUUUUUAUAGUCGUGAUCGCGCUUCUGAUUUACAAAUGAUGUGCAUCUCGCCUUCUUACCUUAUGCAUAGGACGACCAUAGAGCGUUUGAAUGAAAGUGAAUCGUUAAGCUUUCGAAAGUAUGAAUUGCUAUGGCAUCUAGGUCGAGAUAAACAACAAACACGUGAUUUUGAAAAAAUACAAUUCAAAGUUUUAGACACAUUAGCUUUUCCGCCCUAUAUGUCGGUGCGCACUUGUGUAACAAAAUGGCUACAGGCAGCCUUGUUGCGAGGGGAUUUGUCGCGGCUGAUUAAACCUUUAUACAAAAUUCUAUUAAAUCAGAAUACUAAACGGAUAGGUAUCGUGCACGUGCACAUUAUGCAGAAGGGAUUACAUGCGAGGAAUAACGAUCGAGAAGACGAGGAGAAGGAUUUGAAACGUGACUCUUCAACAGCCGACAUAGAGACUUCCCUAGAACAAGAUGUCUAUGCCAUUAGCUCAGAAUUCGGUAACAUACGUUAUCAUACCGAUUCGACCGUUCAUAGUAAAAAACGUAGCCCCAUGCGAUCGUUUCAUAAGAAAAUUUUUGGUGUAACCUUAAGCAGUAAAAAUAAAACUUCAAACUUUGUAAGCGAUCAAGCGCCUGCCAGUACUACGACUUCACAAAUGGGAAUAGAAGCCGUCGUGAACACUGCCAGCACCGCAACUAUAGGUUUAAUCGUUAAUCCUUUGGAAAAUUCUCUCGAUUUUGAUGACGAUGUCGAUUUGAAAGAAAAGUCCGAAAGCAAAUGUUCAGUAAAGCAGGAGGACGAUAAUAUAGAAUUAACCGAACGAAACCCUUACGAGGGGGACCAACAAGAAAUAGAAGAUGUGGAAAUGGAAGAUGAAGAGGAGGCAGUCGAGCUAGAUCCAGAGGAAGAACGAGUUUUCGAUCAAGACUUUACCGAUGAUUCGGAUAGUAGUAUAUUCGAUUCUGAAUCCGAAAAUCGUGAAACUAGUGCUGAAAAAGAUGAUUCUACCGCUCUCAACUCUCUUCUUGAUAGCAGUAUUAACAGUGGCUGUGGGACUUUGAAUAUGAAACGUUACGUUGGGCACUGUGAAAGCGUCACUGAAUUGUUAUCUCAACAUGAACGCACAAAGAAUCGUAAAACUUAUCAUUUGACACGUGAGAAAACGCCUGGAGAAUCAAGUGUGGCUUCCAACAAUACCGAAAUAUUGGAAAUAGAGGAUGAUGAUGAGGAAUCAGCUGCGCAUGUUGCUGACGAAUACUUCGAUACAAAAAGUGAGGAGCAUCAAGUGGAAUCGUUUGUUCAUGAUUUGAUAGAUCAGAUAUCGGAGACUUCUUCUGUCGCCAUCACUGCCGGCUCGGCUAAAUCAAAAGAUCGCACUCCGAAGAUACGAAAGAAAGUUCAGAAACCAAAAAAAUCGAAAACUAAAAAAUCUCCCUCCAGAACUGGGAUUGAUAAAAACGAUAAAAAACGAAUAAGUUGUAUAUCGAAGAUAUCCACCGAUAGCAAUAAUAGCAUAACAACAAUAGGUGGAGAAAAUGCAAACAACAAAGAAACUCAGGAUGAAUUCAAUGACCAAGGGGAAAAUAAUAUUGGUAAUCAAGCAAGUACCUCCUCCGUUGCCGUCAGUUGGAAAACAAUAAAUAUAGAGGAAAAAAGGCGUAGUUUGAACUUGGAAACUUCAAAUGCGCAGGCAACAGGUGGUAAAACAAAGUCGGCGGAAUGGGAAAUCACGCAGGAAACCAUUGAGAAAAGUAAGCAGAAUUUGGAAAUUUUGCGUCAAACUGCCUCCACAUCAAAACUAAUGGAUAUAAAUAGUAAGCGAUCGUCAACAAAAAGUUGCACGUCUAAUGAUAGUUCGCAGCGUUUAGCCGCCGAAAAAUCGAUACCGCUAUACCAAAGUCAUAUGCUUGUUUAUCUAAACGUAUAUGAUACCAAACAGACCUUAUAUGCUUUUCACACGUUACGCAACAUUAUAGCCUGUGAUACGAGAACAUUUCUUUGUUUGUCCAUAACAACUUCCUUGUCAAGCGGCUCUUUAAAGCAAUUGCUUACCCGCCAUCGUAAAAGUAUAGCCGGCAAGGGUUUUACGGGUAGCAUUACCUCGUCAGAAUUUGCUCAAAGCUAUCGUGGCUGCAUGCAUUUGGAGGUUUUGUUAUUGGUCUGUCUAUUUUAUGCACGCGGCUUCUUUCAUAUGGAUUCUCAGGACACAGCAGGCGAGCCCCCUAAUCGAGCCGAUGUUUUGGGUAAUUGCCGCGUGCAAUUGGAAAGUGUGGAACUGUUGACCUUGAUUUGCAGCGAACUAAUCGAAAUCGUAAAAGGCAUGGGUAAAGGUUUGGCUUGUUAUUUAGCAGAUCUGAUGGCGCGUUGUAAGCUACAAAAAGUUAUUUUGCAUUGCUUAAAUUCUUCAGUUAACAUCUAUGACCAUAGCUAUCGAGGGUCAACAAUAGCUGAGCAAAUUAUCAAUUUUAACAAUCCUCGAGACGAUAAUUUGCAUGCUGACGCUUUGCAACUUCAAUUAUUACGUCUGUUAAUGGUCGUAAUUAAGUUGGAAUACGAAGUGGUUUUGCUAAAGAAUGAAUUGCCAGCGAGUAAUAUUAAUGAGAAAGAUGAGGGUGGUAAUGUCUCUCCAACACGUCUCAAUGGCAACGAUUUGCCCUCAACUACAGUCAAGUAUUUGCCGAAUUGCGUUAUCAGUCAGCAGCCAAUGUUCUUGUCGGCCAUUUUAAGUGCCUUACAAGAUGACCGCCUGCAGUCAUUGCACCAUAACUGGACGGAAUUAGUCACUUCCUCUUUGAAUUGUUUCAAUUUUGGUUCCUUAACAAAUAUUGUGAUCAGUGUUGUUCAUCAAUUAUGCAAUAACAUCGAUUAUCUGACCAAAAUGAAACUGAACGAACAGGUGGGUCUACCUCCCGACUAUGUAAUCUCACAACUGGAGGCGAUUACCAUCUUGUGCCACUAUUGUCUUUUGGAUAACACGCAACAAACAACGUUAUCGCAACUCUUCAAUCAGGCUUAUCCACAGACCAGCUCCAUAGCUUCACAGCACUCUAAUACGGGGCAAUUGUUUAAUAGUAUUGUUCAUUCGCUUUUGCCGGGUGUGCCGAGUGCAUCGGCAGGUAUAACUAAUCAAACAGAUAGCCAAGCACCGAAAAAUCCCCAAUUGAUGGCGGCUCGCAAUGCUGUCCUAUCACAUUUACCACGUAUUGUUUCUAGUGUAGCGGCCGUUUGGGAUAGCGAACUAGGGACAAUUAGACAAGUGAAACAACAACUUAUGGAGUUCCUUUCUCCCAUCUCGCUACAUCACGGUACCAAUUUUUUGGCUGCAAUUGCCGUAACUUGGCAAGAACGGGGAGAACAGCAUCGAAAAAAAUUUGCCAACGAAUUUCGUAACCUAAGUAUUGCUCAACAGUAUCAGAAAAAUUCAAUACCGCAAGCUUGCCCCGAACAAUUGAGCUUAGUCACUUUGGUGUCUAGUAUACGCGUCAUGCCAAUGGACUCUUUUGUGCAAACUCUCCAUCAGGUGGUACGAUCUCCUCCUCCUAUACACCGGCCACCUGCGCAUCUUAAAAUUGAGGUCAGCGCUUUGGAACUGUUUUAUUUUUAUAUGAAAUCUGCUCCUGCACCUCAGCUUGGUGACUCCUGGUCGUCUUUACUUAUAUUGUUAAGAGACGGUCUUGCCUUGACACCACCGGCUCAAUUUACUUUGCUAAUGCUGCUUAGCGAAUUUGUACAACGUUGCCCCCAAAUGCCGUUCCAAGAUAAAAAGGAUAUACGUGACCUGCACGAUGUAACCUCCCGUUUAGUAGAUUCGCUGUCUAACGUGGCUGGAUCCUGUUUAGAGCAAACCACAUGGUUGCGGAGAAAUUUAGCCGUGAAAGAAGACAUCUCAGCGGAUUCAACAACAACUGGUACCAAUAGCGGCGGUGCUAUUUUACAACAAUAUUCUGUGCAAGCUCAAAGUGUUUUAGCAGCCAAUCUAGCUAAUCUACUAGAUGUGGCCUAUGGUUCUCAGGAGAAAGACAAAGUUGUCAACAUUAUAACCACCCUGUUGUAUAAUAUCACACCAUAUUUAAAAAAUCAUACCACGCGUAACGUGCCCUCAUUUUAUGCCUGCUCUAGUUUAUUGGCUUCAUUGAGCGGUUAUCAAUAUACACGCAAAGCUUGGCGUAAGGAUAUGAUGGAUUUGCUGCUCGAUAAUGCUUUCUUCCAAAUGGACAUUUCCUGUCUGCCAUUUUGGAAACAAAUCAUGGAUAGUCUAAUGACAUACGAUAACACUACUUUCCGCGAGCUCAUGAGUCGUGUAUCAUUGACACAGACAGGCAGUCUGAACAUAUUCACAUCGCGUGAGCAGGAGUAUGAGCAGCGUUCGAUGCUAUUGAAACGUUUGGCUUUUGUUAUAUUUUGCAGUGAAUUUGAUCAGUAUCAUAAAUAUAUGCCUGAAAUACAAGAACAACUGGCUAACAGUUUGCGGUUAUCAGCGAUGGUGCCUUGCGUACAAGCAGCCGUCUUUCUGUGCUUUCGUGUGCUAUUGUUACGUAUGUCACCCGAUCACAUUACAUCUUUAUGGCCCAUCAUUAUAGCCGAAAUGGUGCAAGUAUUCUUGUCCAUGGAGCAAGAACUGAAAAGCGAAGGGGAGGAUUUAAGUCAACAGCUACGUCUCAUUACUGGUCUCGAUAGUUCCUGGCCUUCUUCGACUAUUUCAAAUGGUCUGAUUUCUCAGUCACACGUGUACCAUUGGCGUUCGGUUCAGCUAGAAGCCUCUAAACUAUUAGAAAUGGGUUGUGUUUUACCGGCCACUUUAUUACCGCAUUUUCAAAUGUAUCGAUGGGCUUUUGUGGGCGCAGAAUUCGACAGUUCACAAAACUUUAAAAAUGGUAUUGCAAAUGGCAAUGUAGCUGCAGAAGAUGUGAACGCUGUGGUAAACUCCAAUGGCUAUGUGCCGCAUAUAUGCCGUAUAGCUCGCUUCAUGGAUAUGAAGUAUACAGUGCAUUCACCCACUUCGGCUGUUAAACGUGGUCAACAUUUGAUGUUAACUUGUCAACAGAUUGCGACAUUGCAAGAUUUAUAUAGUUUUUUUUCUACCCUAAAUGUCACAUGUCCAAAUCCUCAUAAUUAUGCUGAUGUCGAAUAUGAAUUGAAUCAAUGUCUAACGGAAAUUGAGGAGAUAUUAUCGAGAGAUUUUCUAGAAAAAAUGGCCUCUAGCACAACACCUAGGUGAAAAGAAGAGCCAGUACCAAUUCAACCUUUUACAUUAAUUCAAGUCUCAAAAGGAAUAUCUGGUGUGAAGUCGAACGCUUUAUUAUAUCAACAAACAAUGGAACAAUGCGUCUCAAAAAGAUCGAAGUCAUAUUCUCACUCCUCACUCAAUUCCCGUUCACCAAUACUUUCAAGCAAAACAAUGCGCCGAUCAAGUAUAAACGCUAUUGUAACUACCAACGUUAAAAAAAUUUCAAAUUGUACAUUUGUUGCCCGAAAAGAGACGAAUCUCCCGUUUUAUCUCUAAAAAAAGUAAUUUUUUCAAUUACCACUAGCAACAGAAGCAAAUGCGAAGAAAUUGCCAAUAAGUAAAAUAUAAAAAAAAUAUAUAUAUACGUUGUCUAGGCGUAAUUAUACAUAACAUUAAAUUUUAAGC